AUGACGUUAAAUAUUGCCACCGCAUUGGCCCCCAAUGAGACGGUCGUAGUAAGCACAGCAGUGGGAAGUAUACGUGGUGCCAUACGUAUUGUUGCUGAAGGCAGACAAGUGUAUAGCUUCACCGGCAUACCUUACGCUGAACCACCGCUCGGAGAAUUACGGUACAGGAAACCACAGCCGUCAACACCUUGGGGUGAUGAAGUGCUCGACGCUACGAAGACGCCACCAUCUUGCAUGCAAAUCAGCGUGUUCUCUCCAAGGCAUCUGAUUUGGGUUCCCUAUGACACACCGAAGAGCGAGGAUUGCCUCUACCUUAACAUAUGGACACCGCAGCUGGACUCGUCGGUCCACCUACCAGUGAUGGCAUGGCUACACGGGGGAAAAUUUCAAGUUGGCUCUGCUGCAAUGCGGCUCGACGACGGCGGCAAUUUGGCUGCCCUCGGGCAGGUCGUCGUGGUCACCAUUGCCUACAGGCUGCAGUCAUACGGCUUCCUGUAUGAUGGAACAGAAAGCGCUCCAGGUAACCAAGGUCUUCAUGACCAGGUAUUGGCACUGAAGUGGAUACAAGAGAACAUCGAGGUAUUUGGAGGUGACCCACGUUCUGUGACUUUGUUCGGAUGGAGCGCUGGCGGAGCAUCAAUCGGUUUGCACCUUCUAUCCCCAGGAAGUCAGAAUCUUUUCAGGAGAGCGAUUAUUCAAAGUGCCGGCGUUGCAAACAGUAAUCAUGCACAAAGCACGUCGACGAUGCUGGAUUAUACAAAACAAUUCGCAAGGACACUGGGUUGCUACAACGCAAGUUCUGAAGGAAACUUUUCCUCAAAGAGCGUAGCUUGCCUUCGAGGUCUCAAUGCAAAACUGAUCGCUUCAGUUGAAGAGACUUUCGUUGAUGAAGGGAAGGGUAAGUUUGAGCCCAUUUACGGAGAUGAAUUCCUGCCCGUAAGAAACAGCGAAGCUUCCUUUCCAGGAGACAAAGACGUUAUGAUGGGCUACGUGGCAAAUGAAGGAAGUAUUUUGAUUUACACUGCCUUCAGAGAUACUUUCUCUCUUGUACUGCCACCGCGAAAUAUCAACAAGGCUGAAAUGAUUCACUACUUAGGAACCCUCUAUAGUAAGCUACCUCUUUCGGAUGUGUUGAAGCUUCAAAGCAAGUACAUGGACAAUAUUUCGGACUUUGACUAUGACCGACUGCGCGAAGCCAUGGUUCAAACGAAAAGUGACACCCAGGUGGUUUGCGGUACAUCUAUUACGGCUUCUAAACUUUCCAAUGCAAUGGCGACGGGGAACACGGAUCAUGGUGUUUACGUUUACGAAAUGGACUACGUGUCUCGCUGCAACAAAAGACGUCCAUGGUUUGGUAUGACACACGGGGAUGAGACACCCCUUGAGUUUGGGAGACCCUUUGAUGCCGACUAUGGUUGCUUGGAUGACAUUCCGUUCAGUAGGAAAGUCGUCAACGUAUGGACCGACUUUGCUAAAGGAAGAGCACCAUCUGGGCCAUGCGGAUCUGAGUGGCCGAAGUUUCAACCAGAUACUAUGAAAUUUCUUAAGAUCACUGCACAGAAAAGUGAGGUCUACAACUUUGAUCAUGAAGCACUCUGUGCUUUCCUUAAAGAUCUUCAAUUGUAUUAGA
Messenger RNA from Dermacentor albipictus, 1630 nucleotides. RefSeq names its product acetylcholinesterase-1-like. Gene Ontology annotation, cellular component: plasma membrane. The record is from RefSeq and is a predicted model, not a curated record. Gene Ontology annotation, molecular function: acetylcholinesterase activity. NCBI's taxonomy places the organism in Eukaryota, Metazoa, Arthropoda, Arachnida, Ixodida, Ixodidae. Gene Ontology annotation, biological process: choline metabolic process; acetylcholine catabolic process.